GGGCAGGCUCCGGCCGCACUCCCGCCGGCGGCGCGGCUGAGGCUCCUGGUCGUCCCUGGGCUGCGGCAGGGCUCCGCCGGGCUCCGGCAGGGCUCGGACGGGGGUCGGCGCGGGCGUCGGUCCGCGGCUCCGGGAGGCGCAGUCGGAGCCCCGCGGCCGCCGGGGCGCGCGCCGCUGCCCGCAUGGCCGCCAUCAAGGCGCUGCAGCAGUGGUGCCGGCAGCAGUGCGAGGGCUACCGGGACGUGAGCAUCACCAACAUGACCACGUCGUUCCGCGACGGCCUGGCCUUCUGCGCCAUCCUGCACCGCCACCGGCCCGACCUCCUGGCUUCCAGAAACAUCCAGUGCGGAUUGAAGGGGCCAAGCUGCUGCGGAGUCCCCACCGAUGGGGACUUCGAUGCGCUCAGGAAGGAAAACAUUUAUGAGAACAACAAACUGGCCUUCCAUGUGGCCGAGGAGCAGCUGGGCAUCCCAGCCCUGCUGGACGCUGAGGACAUGGUGGCCCUGAAGGUGCCGGACCGGUUGAGCAUCCUGACCUACGUGUCCCAGUACUACAACUACUUCCACGGGCGCUCCCCCAUUGGAGGCAUGGCUGGUAUCAAGAGACCACCAUCGGACUCCGAUGAGGAACCAUCUGGGAAGAAGGCCUCAUCCCAGCUGGCCAGGCCCUCACCCACUCCAGCCCAGGGGCAGCCACUGUCUCCAGCCAGCACCCACCCCACCGUCCAGCAGAAGGACAGGAGCUCAGGGGGCCCCCUGCUGAAAAUCGGCCAGGCCGCGGUGAGCAGCUCGGCCAGCAGCAUCUGUGGAGUCUGCGGCAAGCACGUGCACCUCGUGCAGCGACACCUGGCUGAUGGGAAGCUCUACCACCGGAGCUGCUUCAGGUGUAGGCAGUGCUCCAACACGCUGCACUCUGGGGCCUACAGGCCCACCGGCGAGCCGGGUGUCUUCGUGUGUUCCAGCCACCACCCCGAGGCCAUCGCUGCAAGCCCCAUGUUGCGGGGCCCGGCCCCCCGACAGCCAGGGGCCAUGCCCUCGGACUCCAAGCCGCCCGGUGCCCCGUGGAAGGCCCAGGAGGCAAAUGGGCUCCGACACGCGGGGCCGAAGGCCAGGCCAGCGGCCCGGGAGCCUGUGGUGGGCAACUCAACUGCCAAAGGCGUCCCCACCCCAGCCGACUCUCCAGCCACUGCUGCCUCCCACGUCCACGCGGGGAGUCCAGCCGGGUCCAGGUUCUUGACGGGCCUCCAAGGUGGCAAAGCCAGUGUGCGUGUGGCCAACAUUUCCCCAGCAGGUUGGUCAUCGCUGGCUCAGGACACCGCAGCAGCCAGCCCCCGUCCUGCCGUGACGCAGAGUGCCCCGGACUCUCACCUGGCCACCCCGCAGAGCCGGGUGACCCCCCAAGCGGCAGCCCCUCAGACCAAAGUCUGUGUGAGCCCAGCAUCUCCAGGCCCAGCAGACACCCCAGGUGGCACCCCAUCGGCCUCCAAGAUACAGCAGGCCCGGGAGAGGUUCUUCCAGACUCCUGGAGCCACCCCCAGCCUUGGUCCAGCUGUCACGGCCCCAGCUCCUGCCAGUGCGCCUUCUGGGGACAGCAGCAGGGAGCAGGCGCUGAGCUGCCUCCGGAAGGCCCUUCCCAGGCUCGGGGACACCGGUGCUCAGGCACCUGGCAGACCGGGGACCAGAGGCUGUGAGAGUUCCUACGUCCUUCCGUUUGACCCAGGCACAGCUCAUCCCCCGUCCACGUGGCAGAGCCUGCCCGGUGCCUUUGGCACGCUGGACAUGGAGCGGGCCCUGAGGGAUGGAGGGUCCCCGCGGUGCUGUGCUGGGGCUGUUGGGACAGAGCACCACGCACUGGGGGCUAACGCGACAGAACAUUGUCCUCUCCCAGUUCUGGAGGCCAGAAGGCUGAACCCGAGGCCCUCCCCGGCUCUGAAAUCCCAGGGCGGAACCGAAGGGCCACAAGCGAGUCCAGCAGCCAAGCUGUCACAGGUGGCGUCUCCCCAGGCCCCCCGUGCGAGGACGGAGCUGCCGGCCUCCCUGAGUGGGGGCCCUACCUCACGGACAUCCACAUCACCCCGGGCCGGCAGGAAGAGCCCGCCUGUCUCCUCAGGGGCCAGCCGGACGGGUGCCGGCUCCAGGCUAAAGCCAGAGACCCCACUGGCAAAGGGCGUGAGUGCCAGUCCCCAGGAAGGCCAGGAGGACGGGCCGGCAGGAUGGAGGGCCCGCCUGAAGCCUGUGGAGAAGAAAAACCCUGCUGAGAGGGUCCUGACAGAGCUUCGGAUGGGUGAGGCACCUGGGAAGGUCCGUGGGAGCUCUGAGGGGCCCGUCCGUGUCCCCCCGACCCCUCUUCGGCCUGACAGGACAGCGGGUGCAGCUAGCCCCAGGCCCAGCCCCUCAGCCGCAUCCCCCUCCCCGUCCCUGUCCUGCCGCAGGAAGCUGGCUGUUCCUGCCAGCCUGGACGUUUCUGCCGACUGGCUUCAUUCUGAGCCCUCAGGGCAGGAAGUCCCAGCCCGGAGCUGGAAGGAAGAGAAGGGGAAGCCCCCUGCUCAGGACAAAGCAGCAGGGAGACCCUUGGGCUCGGCUGGUGUCCGCGCUCCCCCCGGCGAGGCAGUGACCAACCCCGCCAGGCUGCACCCUAACUACAUGCCCCCAGAGGAGAUCCAGAGGCACGUGCAGAACAUCGAGAGGCAGCUGGACGCCCUGGAGCUCAGGGGCGUGGAGCUGGAGAAGCGUCUGCGCGCCGCUGAGGGGGAUGCCUCCGAGGACGUUCUCAUGGUGGACUGGUUCCAGCUCAUUCACGAGAAGCAGCUGCUGCUGCGGCAGGAGUCAGAGCUGAUGUACAAGGCCAGGGACCAGCGCCUGGAGGAGCAGCAGUGGGACCUCGAGGGGGAGCUGCGUCAGCUGAUGGCCAAGCCCCAGGCUCUGAAGUCCCUCCAGGACCAGCAGCGCGAGGAGGACCUGCUGAGCCGGUACAUCAGCACCGUGGAGGACCGCAGCAACAUCGUGGACUUCCUGGAGGAGGACCGGCUCAGAGAGCGAGAGGAGGACGAGAUGCUACGGAACAUGAUUCAGAGUCUGGACCUUCAGAGAAGCAUCGGGGACCAGAAGAAGAAGUCCAAGUUCAGCUUGUCCAGGGUCUGGUCCUUGAGGAGCAAAAGCAGGACCCCUGAGUGAGCUGCCUGGCCAGCUGCAGGACCCUUGCCCUUGGCUCGGGCAGGGUGGGCACUGUGGGGGUGGGAACGUGGGGGUGGGGGCCUGCACCCCCUCCCCGUGAGCUACCACAAUAAAGAAAGCCACCACAUGACCUGGGCUC
Molecule: messenger RNA, 3312 nt
Organism: Ailuropoda melanoleuca (giant panda)
Lineage: Eukaryota; Metazoa; Chordata; Mammalia; Carnivora; Ursidae
Gene: MICALL2
Product: MICAL like 2
Exons: 19
Coding region: 183-3173 (996 amino acids)
Molecular function (GO): protein binding
Source: RefSeq, a predicted model, not a curated record